Molecule: messenger RNA, 1025 nt
Organism: Neltuma alba
Lineage: Eukaryota; Viridiplantae; Streptophyta; Magnoliopsida; Fabales; Fabaceae
Exons: 1
Coding region: 105-557 (150 amino acids)
Source: RefSeq, a predicted model, not a curated record
GAGCAAUGAUAUAUGUCUGAAAAACACUUCUUAGUGUCAGAAUAGCAUCCACAAGCCAAUCCAACACACUCCAAGCUUGAGUUUUCUUUCUUCUUCACCAGAAAAUGAACUCUCCAUCCCCAGCAACCAAACACAGAUAUGACAUCACCAUGUCCAGAAGAACCAGAAAGCAAACGCCUUCUGAAAAACCCAGAUCAGAAAGUAACACUGACUCAAAGAAUAGAGAAAAUGGAAUUGUGGUGUCUCUGGAGAAUCUUCUGCAGGUGAAAGAUGGUGAACAGAUAAAUGACCAUAAGAGCUUGAAGCAACUGAUCAGAGGGGAUAGUGAGAGUAAUAAUAAUAAUAAAGGAAGGAACUCACUGGGACAGCACUUCAAUGAAGAAGAGAAGAAUCUGCAGGUGGUGAAGAAGAAUCAGAAUGAGAGUGCACAAGAAGGCCUGAAGUUCAAGAAGCUGGUGCGACGUUAUGCAAAGGUUCUUGGCCACAUGAUGAAGGCCAAGAGAGAUCCUCAUUUAGGUGAAUCUGGAAAGAAACCUGUUUUCAAGUUACACAAGUAGGAAAUUUUUGCUUAAUCAUCAUCAUCAUCAUCCUCCUUCUUUUCUUGUUCUGCAAGCAUUAGCUGUACAUCAGUUUGGUUUUUCAAUCAUUUUUGGCAUAUUCUGAAUACUCUAGCUGUCAUUUUUGAUAGCAUCAGGUUAGUGAAUUUCGUCAAUCCGUUUGUGUUAGAUUUGAUGUUUUAUCGAAUGUGUACUUGUUGGUCAUCAAACGAGUCCAUAAAGAUAAAUGUUGAAUCUAAUUAAACAGAAUGAUGAAAUGUUUGGUGUCAAAAUGACAGCCUGAGUAUUCAAAUAUUUUGGAAAAAAUAAUUGAAGAACCAAAUUAUUAUAUGAACAGGUUAGUUUUUGCUCUGUUUUGAAUAUUUGCUUGAUUAUUGAGCGAUCAAAACCAUACCAAGAUUGUUAUUUGCCAGAGAUAUGUUGUAAUAUUUUUGUUUCUAGUAGUGGCUGCAUUUUCCCCUCUCUCUC